AUGGAGACGGAAUUGAGUGCUGUAUUGGACUGGAGCAAAUUGACGGAGCCGAGGUUUCUCAUGGCUGGAACAGAGUGCGAUUAUGUUGUGUCUGAAGAGAAUACGGUUGAUGCAUGGAGAGCAUGUUUGGAAGCUUGUCAGAAAGGCGACAAGUUGCCAGAGACAUGUCAUUCGGGUGACCAAUGGCCUUCUGACAUUCCGACAUUUACACGUCGUCAAAUUGCUGGUGUAAAUGUUGUUCUGGGUGAGGCAUUAGAAGACGUUGGAAUAAACGAGUGUGCAAUUGAAUUGAAGCAGCGUGAUGAGAAAUGGGUUUGGCUUAAUUGGGAUCCGUCUACGAGGUUAUGUCGAUUGUUAACGGAAGACGAUGCGAUGUUUGUUUUCACGAACGCGUACGAGAGUUUGCCUGCUGAUUACUGCAACCCGUCAUUUGAGCAGGUCUGUAGUAAUCAGCCGUACAACUGUAAUGCUUGCCAGACCGAGGAGCAGGUGUGUGUCUGGAUUGACAACGACGCCUGGUCUGCCGGACGGACGGGCGGACGCGACGACAUGGCUAAGUUUGAGCAAUGGUGCAACACGGCAAUAAGCACCGGUGUGGAUUGUCAGUGGCUGACGGCGCUGACGUCUGUAGACGACUUGAUUGACUGCGAACCCGCCUGUGCCGCGGGCACUUUAGAUAAGUCGGAUAAGUGCGUGAAGGACGGGCGUUCGAGUCCAGCUGAUGACCCAGCGUUGAAAAAUUGGGUCUUCGGGAACUACGAGAACGGCGCGCAAAACUAUGUCUCCCCCAAAAGCUGUCUACGACAGGCCACCAAGGCCGCCGUGUACGCCCUUGCCCUAACGAGCUCGGGGACAUGUCAAACAUUUUCGGAAGACGCUUUGUUGCCAAUCUUUGCCAUGGACCCGACGGCACAGAAAAAGCCGAGUGGCUGCGAUGUUGACACCUACAACAAGUAUUGUGCCGAUAACCCCGCCGCGUGUGACCUGUGUGGCGACGGAAUACCGCGCUGCAUCUGGGCCGAACCGGCGGCAUUUGGCGGUAUGGCAACCCGCCAGGCAACGGAAGAGCUGCUGGAUAAGUUGUGCACAGCAAGUGCGCCGGCUCAGUGCGAUGUAGUGAGUGUCAAGACGCCUUCCGAAGCGGCCUUAGUGGCCUGCAAGGAGGCCUGUGAAGGCAAAGUGGACCCACCGCCGGACGGCUGCGCUUAUGACGCCAGUCACCUGGGUGGCUACCUCUUCGGGGCCAACGGCAUCACGGACGGAAACGACGGACUCGUAGACUACACCUGGGUUGAGGCGACUGGGAUCUACGACUGCACACUCCAGGCCUACCAGAAUCCGGACGUCGGAUACUUCGCCUGGAUCGCGAGCAAGACCGCUUGCGGAAUGCUCUCGCGAAGUGACACCACACGCUACAUAAACACUCCCGUCUCGCUUCUCGAAGAAGCAGAGUGCGCUGUAUCUAGUGGCGGAAAGGGCUUAGAAUACUGUCGAAAUAACACCUGCAUUUAUUUACUGCGCGCUGAAGACGACAUUCAAGACCUCUUUUCCGGACUUACCACCACUGAUUAUCUAUGCUCAGCCGACCUCUGCGCCUGGGUCAGUGUCUUCAAUCAGGGGUCCGGCGAGGCAUUGGACAACUGCUACAACAGCUGCAAGUCCUCCGAGACAGUGUCGGGCAACUGUAUAUUCGACGGACGGAAACCUCGAGACUUGGCGACCGACCCCAACGGCAGUGACCAACGAUCAGCCAUCACCAACUGGAGCCUCGAUUUCAAAGACGCAUCCACCAUCCAGAUCAGCGACAAUGCCAUACCCGUCUCCAACACGACCAACGUAACUUUGUAUCAGUGCCAGCAAUUCUUCUGGACGGUUGACGACGCCGCCUGGUGGCAAUGGGACUCCACCACGAAGGACUGCCACGUGCUACCGGACCAGUUGUUCCGUUAUUACUUAAGCAACGUUCUCGAUGAAGUUUCGAAAGAAACCUGCGACACCGAAACCGCGCUCAAGUCUUGCGAUUCUGGUCAAUGCGAUAUUUGCAACUCCGGAGCCAAUUACUGCGCCUCGUACAGUCCGGAAAUCAUAUACGGGGGCGGUAAAUCUGAAACGGAACUUUGGACUGCAGUAGACGGCAGCUGUCUUGACUGCAGCUGGAUAGGUCUAAACGGAGACGAGGACCCGGACAAGUUUGAUACAUGCGUCACUCAGUGCCAAAACAACGACCAGCUCUCCGAGGAAUGCAUCAAAAAUGGCCGGGACACAGUCUACAUCCCUUUACUAGUGGGCGGAAAAAAUAGCACACGUGUGCGCGCACUACCAGAUGCUAAAUCUCAUCUGGACUGCGUUGGUUUGUACAAAGAUGGCUCGAUGGCCCUCACCAUGUGGUUUUCGGAUGACCAGAGCUGCAUGGGGGUGACAUCCGAUGAUCUUAAUUACUUCAUUACGACUCCGAUUGCAGAUCUGGCAGCCGAUGAGUGCUCGUAUUCGUCUGAAUGCGCAGUUAGCGCAGUUAGCGCAGUUAAUUCCGUGUUGAAGGACAAGCCGAGCAGUCGUGAUGUAGAGAGCUGUGAGACAGUUUGUGACGACAGGUGUAUAUGGAUAUCAGAUGGCGUGCAGGUGGCGACUGGUGGUUAUGCGAAGGAUGUCCUGUUGAAGGCAAUUGAGGGCCUCUGUCAGCAGAAUCAGUGCGAGUGGACGGGUUACGAACCAAACGAUGAUUGGGACGGUCUGAACGAUUGCCAUACGACGUGUUUGAGUGCGGGCACUGCGGUUGAUAGCCCUUGUCUGAUGGAUGGGCGUCCAACGGUGUAUCGUGAUAUUGUUUUCGGCGGUCCCAAGUCCAGCCGAGUCAAAGAAUUUCCGUUGGACGAUCCCAAGGAGCCUUGGCAGUGCCUUAACCAGACAUACAGCCAAAAUUAUUACUUUACGUGGCAGGACGGGCAUUGUUACGGAUUGCCUUUGGAGGGGUUGAAGUAUUUUGUCCAAACUCCGUUGUCGUUUUUGAAGGAGGGUGAUUGCGACAUAGAGGCUAUGGGGAGUGCCGACGGCCUCGAUGUUUGCGAUGACGGGAUCCCACGCUGCUAUUGGACCGAUGCCAGCGUGGUCUCAGGCGGUAAGUCUGUCUGGGACCUCAUCCCCACUUUUUGCACCGCCGGGGUCGAGAGCCUCUGUUCCUGGACGGGCAUGUCUACUCUCGACUGGACCCAGCUGCAAGAGUGCCACCAACAGUGCCUUGUCGGAGACGGAACGCUCGGAGGCAACACCGACUGCCUCCUCGACGGCCGGGGUCUCCCGGCCGAGACGCCGGCCUACAGCAACUGGGUUUUCGGUGGUCAACCCAGGGCACCAACCUCUCUGACGAAAACCCGCAGCCGGAAAGCCGACCGGACUCCUCACGACCUCAGUACCAACACAGUAGUAAGUUCGCCGUGGGACUGCAUUGCGCAGGGGGCAGCUGCGGACCAGCUCUUCAUGACCGCCACCGAGACUGAGACUGGGGCUCAGACGGACACGAUAGUGUGCUCACUGCGGACAAUUGACCAGUUAUCGGAGUUAAUCCGGAGUCCGUUGCAUCGGCUGGGCGCGAUGUGCGACUUUGAGGCGUACAAUCGGGCCUGUCCCGAUGGGGCCGGGACAGCGGGUUGCGACAUUUGCGGCGAUCAAGUGGCGCGCUGUGUCUGGACCCAGACGGGUGUGUGGAGUUCGAAUUACGACCCAUUGCGAACCUCUAUUCGCGAUCUCUGUGAUCAGGGUCUUGAUCCGACGUAUUGCGACUGGACAUGUCUGGAACGGGUGGCCCCCAAACGUCCGGACGUUGUCUGGACACGUGAAGUGGAGGUGGACGAAGUCCUAAUGACGGAGGAGGACUGGACGGCGUUGGUUGCCUAUCACUCGAGUUGUGUGGCAGGCGCGCUGUUGCCGUCAAAGGAGACCACCGAUUGUGAGUCGUGUCUGGCGGAUGGGCGAGUGCAGCCGAGUGUGGAUAAGCCAGUGUUCCGGCCAGUGAUUUUCGCGGGUCCGGGUUCCACACUGUUGUCGGAGCGACAGGGCGCGGGUUCGAGUCCGUGGACGUGCUUGCUCAGUCUACGGGAGACGGGCGACGUCUUGAUGACUUGGGACGUGGCGGCGAAGAAGUGUUGGUCCAUGUCGCUGGAGUCUCUGCAGCGUCUGCUGUCCACACCGCGACUGGUGCUUCCGACAACCGAAUGCGCCAUGCCCGAAGACGUAACGAGCUUCGAUCUUUGCGACGACGGACACGAUUGGUGUGUGUGGACAAGUGAUCAGGUCUUGACGGGCAGUACGCUCGAUCUCUGGGACCUGCUGGUGCCUAGUUUUUGCCGCCGGGCCGUCGACCCCGUGGCCUGCGACGCCGUUGGGAUGCUCAGCGAAGGCUCAAAAGACGCCCUCGAGGCGUGCCAUGACGACUGUCUCAACGCCGCAGAGACCUGGUCAAGCCCCUUCUGCUACAGCGACGGAAAGACACAACCGGAUCGCGACAACCCCAUCUAUGGCAAUGUUGUCGUCGCAGGACCCAACUCCAAGAAUGUACUUAAACCGACCUUCGCUAUCACCACCCAGUGGGAUUGCGUCGACUGGAUGCUCAAUACAGAUAUGCAGGGGACUCGCUACUUCAUGUGGACCGCCGGUAGCGGCAGCACUGAUGGCCAGUCCGACGGUGGACCCCUGUGCUUCGGCCUGACCAAGGACGUCGUGGCCUACUACCUGAAGACGAGCUUGGCUGCGCUGCAGGAAGACGAAUGUGACUGGGAAGCCUACGACGCCGCCUGUCGUCAAUCCACCACGGACCCGGCGCCCAACUGUGACAUUUGUGAUCUAUGUCACGGGUGCCGUAGACAGAGACACUGGUAA
Messenger RNA from Gregarina niphandrodes, 4872 nucleotides. RefSeq lists its product as hypothetical. The coding region runs from base 1 to 4872 and encodes 1623 amino acids. The record is from RefSeq and is a predicted model, not a curated record. NCBI's taxonomy places the organism in Eukaryota, Apicomplexa, Conoidasida, Eugregarinorida, Gregarinidae. The transcript has 3 exons.